CCCCGGGGCAGCACCGGGGCAGCACCGGGCCGGCUCCGGGGCCCGCCCGGCGGGGUCGCCAUGGCCGCGGUGGCCGGGAGCCGCACGCACAAGAUCGGGAGCGUGUUCAGCCGGGCGCAGAACCUGGUGCGCAUCGGGCUGCUGGAGAAGCCGCUGUGGCUGGACGUGUACGCCGCGUUCCCGCCGCUGCGGGAGCCCGUGUACCGCGUGGCGCGGCCGCGCUACGGAAAAGCCCGGGACAGCAUCGCGCCCGUCUUCUACCGGGAGGACACGGUCCGGGCAAGGUUUUACAAAGUUUAUGGCAGUGGCCCCAGACCCUUCAACCUGACACAGUUAAACUUCAAAUCUACUUGCCAGAGGUUUGUUGAGAAAUACAACGAACUGAAGGAAGAAGGGAAAAUUGAAGAGGAGAAAUUGUUUGAAGAAACAGGAAAAGCCCUUUUAGCCAGUGGGAUCCUUUUACAGAGAAAAGGAGUAGAUAAAGUGGCCGAGCAGGAGCAGCAGGGUGCCGGGCCCAGGGGUGCUGCCCUGCAGCUGCAGCUCCGCUCUGUGCUGGAGGAGCUGCAGGAGAAGAGGGAGGAGCAGCCACCAGAGCAGGCAGGGACACAGAAGGGGCCUCCCUGUCCCUCCUGACAGCCCUGCUGGGCCGUGUCACCUGCCAGGAGCCACCCUCCAGCCCCCUUUGGGACACUUCCCUGAGGGAGCAGGAGCCUGGUGCCCUCCAGGCCUGUCCGUGUGACACCUUCCCCUCUGUCCAGCUCCACACUGAUAAAGUCACAGAUAAUAUAUAUAUUUUUUUAAUGUUCACGACUGUUUUCUGAAAUCCAGAUGGAAAAUACCGAGCGUAAAAGUGGAAAAUAAAAACCUUGUCUUUAAAAACUGCAA
Molecule: messenger RNA, 885 nt
Organism: Prinia subflava (tawny-flanked prinia)
Lineage: Eukaryota; Metazoa; Chordata; Aves; Passeriformes; Cisticolidae
Gene: MRPS23
Product: mitochondrial ribosomal protein S23
Exons: 6
Coding region: 61-633 (190 amino acids)
Biological process (GO): translation
Cellular component (GO): ribosome; mitochondrion
Molecular function (GO): structural constituent of ribosome
Source: RefSeq, a predicted model, not a curated record